This is a messenger RNA of Angiostrongylus costaricensis, 927 nucleotides long. The record is from the annotation of a GenBank genome assembly. Lineage: Eukaryota; Metazoa; Nematoda; Chromadorea; Rhabditida; Metastrongylidae.
AUGGGUUGUGCUGAUUAUGGUAUGUUAAACAAAUCAUCUGCAAUGGCUACCACCGUCAGGGUUCCAAGGGAAAGGCAGUUCCAUGUAGUGCCUGUACCUGGUGUUUUCACCCGUGGUCGGUGGAAAUGCCGUGACUAUCGCGAAGAUGACCAUACGGAUUGCCGCGAUCAAAUUCUUGAUUUCACCGACAUUCGAGAACGCGAAGGAGACGGAGCCGGUGCUGUGGAGAAGACGUCAUCAAAUGGAAAAUCCGCUGAGACUAAGAUCGCUCCAAGUGAUGUACCGACGAAUGACACAAUUUCGUCUCCCUUAAAGGAGUCGUCUACAAUUGUGGUAACCUCUAUAGCUCCAGCACCAUCGACUCCUCAACACGAUACACAUCAUGUUGAAGCUACUGAACAAGCUAUAAGAGACCUUGAAAGAGGGAAUCCAUCGAGGGCAAUAGUAGCACAAGGAGCAUUAGCAGGAGGUAAUUCUUCAGGUGAAGAUGAAAUUCUUACUUCUGGAAGUGCAACCUCACUAUCGGCCUCAAACGUAGUCGCGAUCGAUAACAAGAUUGAACAAGCGAUGGACUUGGUUAAAACACACCUCACUUUUGCUGUUCGCGAAGAAGUUGAGGUUUUGCGUCAAACCAUUGCAGAACUGGAGCAAAGGGUGUCUUCAUUAGAAGGCGAGAACCAGAUGUUACGUCAAUACGCUCCACCAGAGGUUUUGAAUAAUAUUUCCGCACUCGUUCUGCAAAGAAAAAGCAGUGCAAACCAAUCAUUUUCUGCACAACAAUAUUCUGCCUCUGUCAUCAAAAAUCCUGUUGAUGUGAAGAAGAACGUCCGAGAAAAUUUGGAAUCACACUUGUGUCAUAAGAAGAACAUGUUCGCUGAACACUGCUAUUUGACAUCUGGUGACAAGUUACGUAUCAUUGUGGUUUGA